Molecule: messenger RNA, 360 nt
Organism: Cryptomeria japonica (Japanese cedar)
Lineage: Eukaryota; Viridiplantae; Streptophyta; Pinopsida; Cupressales; Cupressaceae
Product: endochitinase EP3-like
Exons: 2
Coding region: 1-360 (119 amino acids)
Biological process (GO): cell wall macromolecule catabolic process; chitin catabolic process
Molecular function (GO): chitinase activity
Source: RefSeq, a predicted model, not a curated record
AUGGAGAGUGAAGGAAAAGCGAUGUUUGUUUUGGCAUUGGGGAUUGCUAUGCUGUUUGGGAGUGUUUCUGCGCAGAGUGUCUCCUCCAUCAUUAGCAAGGAUUUCUUUGACGCCAUUCUCAGCGUUGCAGACAGCUCCUGUGCUGGAAAGAACUUCUACACCUACGAUGGUUUCAUCCAGGCUGCCAACGCCUACUCUGGCUUCGGUACAACCGGAACUUCUGACGACGCCAAAAGAGAGCUUGCUGCCUUUUUCGCCCAUGUCACCCACGAGACUGGAUCUUUCUGUUACAUUGAAGAAAUCAAUGGCGCAACGAGAGAUUACUGCUAUGAAACCAACACCGAGUAUCUUGCAAGCUAA